Knipowitschia caucasica is the source of this 312-nucleotide messenger RNA. Lineage: Eukaryota; Metazoa; Chordata; Actinopteri; Gobiiformes; Gobiidae. The record is from the annotation of a GenBank genome assembly.
AUGCCUGCAUCACCCCAGAUCUUGGAGACAACAACCAGAAACAGAGACCAGUGUGAGACCGUGGGCGUGACCGUGGGCGAGACCGUGGGCGUGACCGUGGGCGUGACCGUGGGCGUGACCGUGGGCGUGACCGUGGGCGUGACCGUGGGCGUGACCGUGGGCGUGACCGUGGGCGUGACCGUGGGCGUGACCGUGACCGUGGGCGUGACCGUGGGCGUGACCGUGGGCGUGACCGUGGGCGUGACCGUGGGCGUGACCGUGGGCGUGACCGUGGGCGUGACCGUGGGCGUGACCGUGGGCGUGACCGUGUGA